ACGUAGUAUCUUCAAUUUUUACAGCUUGUUGUCGAUUAGUUAAAAAUGCCGCGAUCCAUCUAAUGAGCACAGGGGAUCGAAACACUCAACUUUUCCAACUCACGUAGUAUAAUGUUAUGAUCAAUCAAAUCAAAUCCUUUAGAGAAGUCCGCAAAAAAAACACGGGCAGCUGUAUUUCCACGAUCAAUUGCCUCAAAUAUGGCUUGUAGUAAAUAUAGCCGGGCAUCAGUUGUUGAGUGUCCCUUCCGUGCGUAUUGUCGUACAUCAAUUUUGUUAUCCAAUUCUGGAAGUAAUUUUGUGAUGGUGAAACCUUCCAUAAUUUUAGCCAAAGUGCAAGUAAGCGAGAUAGGUCUUAAGUCGCUGUCCAUCUUCUUCGGUGGGGUCACUUUGGGGAUAGGGUUGACAAUGGAAGACUUUAGAG
Paramuricea clavata is the source of this 421-nucleotide messenger RNA. The record is from the annotation of a GenBank genome assembly. Lineage: Eukaryota; Metazoa; Cnidaria; Anthozoa; Malacalcyonacea; Plexauridae.